Molecule: messenger RNA, 4175 nt
Organism: Falco peregrinus (peregrine falcon)
Lineage: Eukaryota; Metazoa; Chordata; Aves; Falconiformes; Falconidae
Gene: PGGHG
Product: protein-glucosylgalactosylhydroxylysine glucosidase
Exons: 14
Coding region: 1714-3795 (693 amino acids)
Biological process (GO): carbohydrate metabolic process
Molecular function (GO): catalytic activity
Source: RefSeq, a predicted model, not a curated record
GGGGUGGAAGUGUCUCUGUGGGGGCUGCCACCUCCUGUGCCAAAGGGCACGGGCACCCUGUGGGGCUGGUCAGGCCGCUGCUUUCAGCUCUUGUGGGAUCUGCAGUUUGCUCACCUGUGACACGGGGCAGCAGAAGCUUCACUGGGGUCAGGGACCCGCGUGCCCUGCUGUGGCUGCUGGCUGCCCUGGGGAUUUGGCUGGUCAAACGCGGUCACAGAUCUCUCUGGAGAGCAGUGCUCCAGCCAGGCGAGAGCCCAGGCAUGGCCAGGCUGGGGCAAGGAGCCUGCUGGGGACGUGUGCCACGGCCAGGGCAGUGUGGCCCUGGCACAGCCCAGCCUGGGGAGGGUGGGCUCCUCUGUGCAUGGUGGCAGUGCCCUGGGGACAGCUUAGUAAAAUGCUGCUUGGUCUGUAACUGGCCUUCAGAAGUGCACAGAGACAUAUGGGGUGGGGAGAAGUGGGGCUGGGUGCCAGCAGUGCCCCUGCGGCACGGGCUGUCGGGGUGGGAUGCUUGCUGGCGCCCGUGCCGUGCCCAGAACCAUGUGCGGCGGUGGGGUCUCGGGCAGGGAGCCAGGGAAGGCACCCGAAACUGAAGCCUGGACCUGUUCCCUCCGAGAGCUGGCAAGGAGAAGGGUUAAAGCAUGGCCUGGGGCAAAGGUUGGUUAUGGUGCAUGGUUCUUUCUGUGAGGUGCUUUGCUGGAGUGCUUUUUCUGUCUGCUUUGCUGGAGAGCAGCCACAGCCCCUCGCCGGGGCCCUGCGGCAUGCCUCGGGCAGCUCGUAGGCCAGUCCUAGCAGCCUGAGGUUUCCUCUCUCCAUUCCUCCUUCCUCAGAGCACGAGGCAGCCCUGGGACCUCCGUGCUCCCCACUGUGGGCAGUGUCAUCUCAGCAAACACCUGCACAUCAGGACUUACUUGUAUUAUUUUUUUUUUAAGGAGGGAGGGAAAAAAGUUAUUUCCUUCCUUCUUUCUCGGUGGGGUGACUUCCGUCCUUCCCGCUGCGAGAGCCCGACAGCCACCCCCGCCGCAGCCGGCGUUCGCACUCAGCCCCGGACCAAAGGCAAGGUCUCGUUCUCUGACCCCCCGUUAGGGUUUGGCUCUUGGUUUUGAUCUUCCUGGAGGCAGGAGCAGGGGGUUUAUCGCAAUUCAGUCUCCAGCGUCGCCUGGCGUGAGGAAGCGGAGCCGGCCCGAGUGCUGCCAGCAGCUGGCUGCGGCCAGGGAGGGACUUUGGGGACAGUCAGCCUGGGCUGGGCGCUCUGGCCACACUUGUGCGGCCCCGGUGGGCUUGCAGCUCUGCCCGGGGAGUUCUUGGUGCCUUGUUUUACCCUCUGUAUUAUUCUGGAGCUUAGCAUUGCCAGGCGCCAGCUACAGCUCCCUUCUGUACAGCUCUGUUUGUAUGUGUCUAUAGCUAUACAUAUCUUUAAUAUAUACUUAUAUGUAUGUUUACGUGUUACAUAUAAAUAUAUAAAAAGAUAUCUAUACAGAUCUGUAUUUUUAUAUAUAUGUAUAAAUGAAAUAAAAGGCUCCUAUCCUAGUAAGCCAGUAGCUGAAGCUGAGCUAAACAUGUGAGUGAGAAGCAGCAUCGGGUGCAGCGAGCUGGGCGAUGGGGAGCCACUGAGGCCGCAGAAGGGCAUUUGACAGUGUCCCAGAACAGCACUGGGAGGAAAGGGGGGAAGGUGGCUGCGUUGUAUUGGAAGAAACUGCUCGGCUUGGUUCAGAAAUGGCCGAUGGCAAGGAGGACCCCGCUGUGUUCACCUCUGCCUCUCUGCCCUCGGACCCACGGCUGCUGGCGACGGUGACCAACGCUUACCUGGGCACCCGCGUGUACCGGGACAUCCUCCACGUCAACGGCGUGUACAACGGGGCGGUGGGAGACACGCACCGUGCUGACGUCCCCAGCCCCCUCAACGUCAGGAUGGUGGUGCCUGCUGCGGACAGCCCGGCAGAGACCUUCGCCUUGGACACCCGGACGGGAACCUUCAGCCACGUGCUUCAGUCAACAGACUAUGCAGCCACCCAACAGAUCUACGCUCACCAUUCCCUCAUCCACUUGAUGGCCUUCAGCAUCACCAUCCAGCGAUCAGCUCACGUCACCCGACCCAUCACGGUCCAGCUCCAGACUCCUUUUGUGACAAAGAGCCAGGACCUGGACCUGAGCCAAGGACCAGACUUCCAGGGAGCACACUACGUCUACGGGAAGACGCUGGUUCCUGAGGUGGAGGGGGGACCUCGUCCCACAGUUCACAUGCUCUGGACACCGGUGCCGCAAGCCUUGACGUUGCAUGGGGAGGAGCGGGAGCAAUCCUGGGAGUUCCUGACGGCCGUGGCUGAGAGCGAAGAGGAGGUGAAGAGGAGCUACAGUGAAGGGCUGGCCCUUAUCGCUGCUGGCUCCCUGCACUCCUCCCAUGCCCAGGCAUGGGCCACGCUGUGGCAAGGCUGCUGCAUCGACCUGGACGGACCUCUGCCUUUGAGGCAGGCCCUCUAUGGCUGUCUCUACUACCUGCUGAGUGCCAUCCCACCCCGUGGGAGCCCGGGAUUCCUCUUCCAUGGCAUCAGCCCUGGCGGCUUGUCCAACGGCACUCAGGGCGAGGACUACUGGGGCCAUGUCUUCUGGGACCAGGACACCUGGAUGUUCCCGAACAUUUUGCUGUUUUAUCCUGAAGCUGCCCGAGCCAUCCUGGAGUACCGGAUUCGCACGCUGGAAGGAGCCUUACACAACGCGCAGGAGCAAGGCUACAAGGGUGCUAAGUUCCCGUGGGAGAGUGCAGCCACUGGCCGGGAAGUCUGUCCUGAGGACAUCUAUGGAGCCCAAGAAAUCCAUGUCACUGGGGAUGUUUUGAUGGCCUUUGAGCAGUAUUACUGCACCACGCAGGACCAGAAGCUGUUCAGGGAGGACGGAGGCUGGAAGCUGGUGGGUGCUGUGGCUCAGUACUGGUGCAGCAGGAUGGAGUGGAGCAAGGAGGAGCAGUGCUACCACAUCAAAGGUGUCAUGCCCCCGGAUGAGUACCAUCACCAGGUUGAUAACUCUGCGUACACCAAUGCCGUGGCACAGCGGAGCUUAAACUUUGCAGCUGAUGUUGCUCGGGACUUCUUGAUCCCUGUGCCAGAGGAGUGGGUGGACUGUGCCCAGAAAGUCAAAGUGCCCUUUGAUGCGGAGAAGAAAUAUCAUCCCGAGUACGACGGUUACAGCCCAGGUGAGCCUGUGAAACAAGCUGACGUUGUCUUGCUUGGGUUCCCGCUGAUGCACCCCAUGAGCUCUGAAGUCCGGAGAAAUGACCUGGAGAUGUAUGAGCCCGUCACUGAGCUGGAUGGGCCAGCCAUGACCUGGAGCAUGUUUGCGGUGGGCUGGCUGGAGCUGAAGGAGGUCCAGAGAGCCCAGAGCCAACUGAACAAGUGUUUCAGCAACAUCACGGAGCCCUUCAAGAUCUGGGUGGAGAACUCAGACGGGUCGGGAGCUGUGAACUUCUUGACAGGGAUGGGUGGAUUCCUGCAAGCUGUCCUCUUUGGCUACACAGGGUUCAGGAUCACCCGCUCCAGCCUCCGCUUCAACCCUGCCUUUCCUGAUGACAUCAACAAGUUAAAAGUCAUUGGUGUCUCCUACUUUGGCAAUAAACUGAAGUUCAUCAUCACCAAAGAAGUGAUCAGGAUCAAAGUGACUGAGUACGCCCGGGAGCCUCCAGCACCUCCCCUGGAAGCUGUGCUGGAGGAGUCAGGGCAGCGGUUUCCCCUGUGGGAAGGACAGAGCGUCUCCUUCCCCACGGCGGCCGGCUGGAUUCAGAGGUCAUCCACCGAGACAUUUUAAACCUUGGUUGAUCUGGGAUUUACGCCCCCCGCCCCCCCCCCCCCCCCCCCCCCCGCCCCCCGCCCCGAGGCAGCAGAAACCAGCUGAAGAGUGGAUGUCUGCAGAGGGGGAGGGGGAAGGUGGAGGUCCCAGGCUGUGCCAUAAACCCUUUGCCCCCAUGGGACUGCAUGCUGUCUGCAUGGCCCUGGGGCGGGGUGGUGGGCUCAGGGCUGUCACUGUGGCUGCGGUGGCAGCAGCUCCCGGUGGUGCUGAGCAUCCUCGUCUGUGCCAGGGGGCAGUGAGCCCCCUGACUCCCCUUCAUGUGCCUUCAGUAUCUCUCGCUUAGCAGAGGAGGUGAAAUAAAGCCUGAAAGCGACUGUUUUAAAUGCAUUAUCUAAACA